Molecule: messenger RNA, 7448 nt
Organism: Labrus bergylta (ballan wrasse)
Lineage: Eukaryota; Metazoa; Chordata; Actinopteri; Labriformes; Labridae
Source: RefSeq, a predicted model, not a curated record
GUCAGCGCCAUUUUGAUGAAACAGCGAGGAGAGAGAAGCACCUCGGAACAACAGAACCGGAUUGGAUUAAAAAAAAAAAUCAACACUGGAGUUGUUAAUUUAUUUUUUACACUAUGGAAGAUAAUCGUAUAUCGACGAGGAGUGUUGGGAUCACAAGCGGUUGGAUUUUGUAGAUAUUUUUUGAAAGCCUACGUGGGCAGUAACUGUUAGCGUUGGUUUAGCUUUUUGUUUGGCAAAGUGGUGUGUAGCAUGUUAGCAUCGACGUUAGCUACUCGGCUAAUUUAACUAUUCGGUCAUUUUCGUUCAACAAACAAACCCCCAAAAAACACACGUAAGGACUCUGGAAUAACAUGAAACUUGUGGACUAGUGGAAGAUAUAUGGACGCUUUUUCUUUUUUUGGAGUCUCAUCUUGACUUUUUAAACAUUAUAUCCACACGGACUGAAGAGAUCACAGGCCCUCCGCUGAGCUGCACAGCGAGCUGGUAGCGAGGCGGCCUGUGCUUCCAACAAGGGGACAAUUCACCACCACCGGACUUUUGCAUUUACAUCCAAGUCAUAGAUUUUCUCUAAACCUCCUGGACUCUGUUGGGAUUUUGGUGGCUCACUGUUGUUAUUUAUCGGACUCGCACAAAGAACUGUGGAUGCACACUGGGGGGCCGCUCAAUGGCGCCCUGGCCUCGCAUCGCGAUUAUUUUUCUUUGGCAAUAACAAGGACUCUGUCGUUACACACGACCUGAACACCUCCCCCCACCCCUCGUUUUAGUCCCUUUUCUUUAUCUGUAGUGUUUCCAGCCAAUAUAUAAAGAAGGUUUAUACAUUAAAGUUACCAGAUUCAGCCCUCUUGUGUGUAGUGUUAACGCUGUUUUAUUUUGAUUAUAACACAGGCCUGUGUUGUUUUUUUCUUUUUCUUUUCUUGUGCUUGAUUGACUUGAAGUUCCUAGACCUGUAAAAAAAAAAAAAAAAAAAAAUGUCGUGUGUUCACUAUAAGUUUUCUUCCAAACUGGAAUACAACACAGUCACUUUCGAUGGGCUGCAUAUCACCCUCAGUGAGCUUAAGAGGCAGAUCAUGGGCCGAGAGCGCCUCAAGGCCACAGACUGCGACCUGCAAAUUACCAAUGCGCAGACUCGAGAAGAGUAUACUGACGAUGAAGCCCACAUCCCUAAACACUCAUCUGUGAUCGUCCGUCGCACUCCAAUUGGUGGAGUAAAGCCCGCUGGCAGGACGUUCAUUGUAGAUCGUUCUGACACAGCUGUGGUCGGAUCUUCUAGACCCACUGAUUCUUCUCCUUCUAUGUCACUUGCCCAACUCGCAAAGACUGCAAACCUUGUUGAUGCAAAUGCAUCAGAAGAUGACAAGAUUAGAGCCAUGAUGUCACAGUCAAAUCACGAAUAUGACCCGAUACAUUACUCCAAGAAAGCGGUUGGGCCUCCACCUGCUCACUACACCUGCUUCCGUUGUGGAAAGGCUGGUCACUACAUUCGGCAAUGCCCUUUACUCAUGGUGCAGGAUAAAAGUGUGGAGGGUCCGAAGCCAGUAAGAACUAGUAAGGGCAUCCCACAGAGUUUCAUGGUGAAAGCAGAGCCAGGCACCAAGGGAGCAAUGUUAACCAGCACUGGAGAAUACGCAAUACCUGCUAUAGAUAGGGAGGCGUAUGCACAAGGGAAGAAGGAGCGUCCUCCGUUUGUUCCACACGACCAGUCGUCAUCUGAAGACGAUACAGACCAUCCCGAUGAACUCUUGUGUCCAAUCUGCAAUGAUCUGAUGACCGAUGCAGUAGUAAUACCCUGUUGUGGAAACAGUUACUGCGAUGAUUGUAUCAGGACUACGUUGUUAGACUCAGAGGAGCACAUUUGCUACACAUGCAAACAGGCCGAUGUUUCACCUGAUAAUCUCAUUGCCAACAAGUUUCUUCGACAGGCCGUGAAUAACUUUAAGAAUGAGACUGGAUACACCAAACAUGCUCGCAAACAGCUUCAAAAUGCAGCUCCACCUCCACCUCGCCCUCAACUCGUUAGGCCUCUGCACUCAAGACAGCAGGACCCACUGCUAGCCAACAUCUCACAUCCGCCUCCUCCAAGUGUCCCCCUCACAGCCCCUCAAGCACAGCUGCCAGCUCCCACACCUGCACCUGCACCUACACCUGAUCCGGUUGCCCCAGCUGCUGCUUCUGCUGCGACCGCUGCUCCGACUCCUCCUCAUGCUGCUGUUGUUCUGGAAGAACAAGUUUCUUCACCAGGUCCUGCACCUAUUGCUGAAAACCAUUCUCCUCUUCACUCUAUCAGCCAGGGUGAACCACCUCCACCGGGUGAGUCAGAUCCAGAACCUACGGUGACACCAGACUCAUCUCAAAACUCAGAAUCCGGCUCACAGGGCUACCAUUCAAACUUUGCUGGCCACUUGCCACCAAUAAGACAACCUCAAUCAUCAGGUCACCAGUCACGAGCCCACCACUCUAACAGAGGAGGAGGCAGACACUGGGAGAGGCCUUUCAGAAGUAGAGGAGAGCGCCCCUCCCCUAUGCUCCAUACAGCUCCACCUCCUCUUCCAGUUCCUCCAGUGUACCCAGCUCCAUCCCUGUACCCGCCUCCCCCGCAGUCAUACCCUCCACCCUACACCUCUGCCCCUGGCCUCCUCCCUCCUCCCCUCAGUUACCAGCCCCAGCCUGUUUAUGCCCCUGGACCACCAGUGCUCAACCCUCCAUGGGUUGCCCCCGGUACCCAGCCUCCUCUUCUCCCUCUCCCUCCCCCCCUCUCUCAACCCCCCCUCUCGAAGGAAGAAUUCUACAGACAGCGGCACCACAGACAGGACAAAGUAACAUCCAAACUGGAUGAAUUUACUAAAGACUUCCACAAAGAGCUUAUGAAGUACAGAAAUGCACCAAAGAGACGAAGACCAUCUUAUUCAAGAUCACGGUCAUACAGUCGCUCUCCAUUCAGCCGUUCUCCUUACUCUCGCUCUAGGUCCAGAUCUAGAUCCAGAUCAAGAUCCAGGUCUUACUCGUAUUCUCCCAGUAGAUCCCGCUCCCGGUCACGCUCCCAUGGCCGAUCUUAUCCACGCUCGCCUUAUUCCAGACGCAAUGGACGCAGCUAUGGACGCUCACGUACAAGAUCCCGCUCUCGUUCAAGGUCUUUUGGGUAUCAGCGCUCUGGCUCACCACGGACUCCUCCCCCCUACCGUGGAGGAGCCUGGGAGGGAGCGGAGGGAGCAGGGCCCUUCAGGUCUAGGUCUCGUUCCCCUGGUGGUUACAGGAGCCGAAGCCCUGGUGGGCGAAAGCAACCUCCGCGGGAGCCUGAACCUUAUGAAGUGAAUGGUCCAACUCCUGCAGGCCAUGAGCGCUGGGAAAGAGAGAGGUAUCGGCAGUGGGAGAAGCAGUACGCAGACUGGUACAACAAAUACUACAAAGAUUAUGAAAACCAACAUCCCUCUCAUCAUCACAGAGGUCGUGGCAGCAGAGACAGGGAGCGAGACAGAAUGUCUCCAUUACCAAGAGAUUAUUCCCCCCAGGGCAGAGGGAGAAGAGGGAGAGAGGAGAGAGGUCCUCCACCUCACCAUCCCUCAUCCUCUUCCACAUCUGGGACAAAGUCCAGCACUAAAGUCUUGAAGGCAAAGAAAGUAAAAAAGAAGAGGACUGGGGAGGAUUCAGAGCCAUCACAGUCAGUAGACAGAGGUGAUGCUACACCUGUCAGAGAUGAACCAAUGGACGAACUUCCUUCACUUAAUAAAACAUCCCCCACUUCAUCAAAGCCUCCAGGUGGGACUACAACCACUAAAGCUCCAGCCUCUAAAAGCUCUGCUUCAUCUGUUAAACCCUCAACCAAAGCAACAUCCAAGACUCCGUCUGACAAGACGAAGAAGGACAAGGGACUGAAGGUGAAAGCUAAGAUAAAAACGGAGGGUGUGAAGGCGAAGAGUGAAAAAGCGAAGAAAAAGAUAGGUGAAGGAUUGUCCACCAAAAAGAAAGAAUCCUCAUUCUCCUCCUCUUCUGCCACAAAACCGAUCAAGACUAGUAAAAAAACAGAAGAAGCCCCCAACUCCACACCUAAAAAGGAGAAGAGUAAAAGCUCUUCAGUGAGGCCUCCCCUACUUAAGACCCCUCCUCUUCCCUCCCACAACCUUCCUCUACUCCAUCCCUCCCUUCAUGACACUCCUAGACUGGGUCAUGACAUUCGGGGGAGAAGAGAUCUUCCACAGGGUGGCGGUCUCCUUCCUACCCCCCAUCAACAUGGACACCCACUCCUCCAUAGACCUCCCUCCCCGGGCGACAGCCGGAGAAGGAUGGGAGUUGAGGGUCGCUCUUUGCUUGGACCUCCUCCUGGAAAGCUGAGGAGAAUAGAUGGAUUAGGGGCUGAUGUCAUGUCCCUCUCACACAUGUCUCAUCAGCCCCCGCUCCACAGACUCCCACCCCCUUCAGACAGACCUGGUCUUCUGCCCUUACCAGGGAGCCGUGAGAUGAGUCGGGAUGAUGCAGAUCGAGGAUCAAUCAGACCUCUGAUGGAUCUUCAGGUGAAGCCCUUGGCCCAGAGGAGGAUAAAGCUAAACAGAGAUCUGGGAAGAAAAGGCAGCACUGAGACACCACCCUCAGACAGAACACCAGGUUCUGAGAAGACGCCUUCAACUUCGGAUCGAUCUGCUGCUAAUACUGAAGGAGACAGACCCAGCAGCACAGCGGAAACUGCUGGAAAAAGGGAGCGAUCGUCGUCUGCUGAGAGGGGAGUCUCCAGAGAAAGACAAGGGAGUGCUGGAGAGAGACUGCAGGGCUCAGACAGAGAGCAGAACAGAAGCUCAGGACCAGACAGAGAGCGAGACAGAAUCUCUGGAUCAGACCGAGACAGAGAUAGAGGCGUGGCAUCUGACAGAGAGAGGGACCGGGUCCCUGGAUCAAGCUCACAGAAGGUUUCUGUAACAGUAGACAGAAACUCUGACGGAGAAAGAUCCGUGAGGACAGAACGAAAGAGGUCCAGUAGUGGAAGUGCAGGAGGCAGGUCUGUCUCUCUGGAUAAAAUGACCAUUGGAGAGAAAUCAGCUGUCCCCAAGAGAGCAGUAGACCAUCAGGAAAAACAAAGCGCAUCUUCCAAGGAAAGAGGAGAGGGGUCAGAAAGAGCUUCAAAAUCUGACAGGAGUGUUUCCAAGGACAGAGCAGAGAGGAGUGUACCCUCAGGGGAGAAACCACUUGCUGCUAACCGAGAAGCAGUAAAAGAUGGUGAGGAAACUGUUGUGAAACGCAAACCGAAGAUCAGCCGUAAAGCCCUAACAAGCCCAACAGCGAGCUCCCUGAGGUCAACUCAAGAAACAAGGCAGGAGUCGGACAAAGACCAGAAGAGUGUCACCUCCAAACCUGCAGAAGAGCCCCCAUCCAGCCCUGUGAACAGCAGAGGCUGCAGCCAAACUGUCAGCCCCCCACCCAGCCCUGCCAGAGAGGAGCCAAUCAUUCAGCCUCCUCCUCGCUCCAAAUGGGAGAGAGAAGAUGAUGAAGAGGGCCAGGAAAAUGGACCGAGUGCUCCCAAGGAGCCGUCACCAGUGCCAAAGAGGGUAAGAGGCAGAGAGGUUCAGGCUGAAGCACAGAAACCUGUCAGAAGUACAGGACUGGAGACAACAAGGGAGGAGAGGAGAGGAGUCAUGAGAGAAGAGAAGAAAGUGAGACCACCAAAGGAGGAGGGCAAAAGUGGCAGGACAACACAGACCAAUUCAGAUAAACAAAAAGUAAAGCUUGUGAGGGAUGAAGGGAGAGGAGUAAGGGAAGAAGGAAGAGCUGCAGGAAGAGAGGAGGGAAGAGGAGUAGGAAGAGAAGAGGGGCGAGUAGUGACUGGAAAGGAGGAAAGAGCAGCAGAAGGGAGAGGUGGAGGAGGACGAGAGGAGACUCGUGGCCCAGAGCCCAGGAGACAGCGUCUGUGCUCUGACCUGGGCCGUGAGACAGACGAGGCUGCUUUUGUUCCAGAUUACAGCGAAGGAGAAGGAUCUGAGCCGGAGAGAGGGAGGAGUGGCAGCCUCAGUCCCUCUCUCAGCCAGGCCUCCAACAGCCCCACCCUGAGCAACCACAGCGGCUCGGGAACCACCACCACUACCACUACAACAGACAAGAAGAAGAAGAAACACAAGAAACAUAAAAAACACAAGAAGCAUAAGAAGCAUGGCAGCCAGGAAAAAGAAGGGGAACACAAGGUGCAUAAGCACAAACACAAGAAGAAGAAACACAAAAAGAACAAAGAUAAAGACGCAGAGGAAGAGGAGGAGAAGACAGAGGAAGAAGAGGAAAAGGUUCCAUGUUAAUAGGCAAAAACUCCUGUAACCUUGAGAUAAUGAUGAAUCCAGGAAUAACGGCUAACAAUGUCAUGCUGCUCCAUGUGCUACUCAAAGGGAAGAGAUGAGAUGGAUCUUAGACUGUUCGAGACACUGGAGGAGGGCUGUGUGACUGUUACUCAAAUACUUCAUGUCACUGCAGGACCCCAACACUCACACAGUUUUGUCGUGCCUGGCUUACAGCUACUGAAGUUUCUGCAUCUUUUUUGACUUUGGGUCAGGAAAAUUUCGAGAGACAUGCCGUACUGCACUACUGUGAUCAACCUAGAGCGAGCCAGAAAAGACUGGAAGAUAACUGAUCACACACAGCAGUAUGCCAGAGCGACUGGAAUAAAUGCUGUGCUCAGGGAUGUGAUUGCUUCUUUGCAGAGAAAGAAUAGCUUUUUCUCUGUAUGAUUCAUUUGUAAAUAGAGAUGAACUGUUGCUUCACAUACAAACAAUUUUUUCCUCAGUUUAUUUUGCUCACAUCCCUUUGUGCUGUUCAAGGCUUAAAUGCUGAAUAACCUUCAUGGCAGAGGGGAUACUUGUGUGCUCUUUUUCAAAGACUACUAUGUGUUUUAGCAUGUUUUAGCACAUUAGCUACAAAUCAAUUACAAUAUCUUUCUGCUGACCAUUUCCAAGUUGAUAAUCUCGUUUUUAUUCAGCCAGUCAUUUUCAGUUCAUGCCAGUGCAGUUUUGAUUAGUUUUGAACGAAGUUGUGAUGUGAAUAAAAGAAGGCAACAAAAACAGAUAAGCUACUACUUAGCCAGGUUUAAUCUCCAUACAUAUAACAUGUUUUAAUCCAGUUAAAACCUGGAAGAUUAUGAAGCUCUGAGGAAAUAGUCGAUAGUAAAGAAUUUGUGAUUUAUGUGCUAAUACAGGCAAACUCACCAGAAAGGUCUUUACAGUUAAAUCAAACCUGUAUGCAUUCAUGCUUCACUGGAUUGUAAACAUCUAGGAUGUGUUUAUUAAUAAUUGAAAAUCAAUCUGCAUGUUUUUGUUCCAAAGGUGCAGCAAUUGUCCAUCACAUUGUCUGAGUGAGUGAAUGUGUGUGAGGUGGUGUGAACAUGAUGUUAAAGUGUGAUUUCCGGCAAAGUGGAGGAUUAAUGUUCUUACAAAUAAGUAGUUAUUUUUUUCUUUUUUUUAUUAAAAUGUUUUGACCUCAUGAAA